Molecule: messenger RNA, 4774 nt
Organism: Calypte anna (Anna's hummingbird)
Lineage: Eukaryota; Metazoa; Chordata; Aves; Apodiformes; Trochilidae
Gene: APOOL
Product: apolipoprotein O like
Exons: 9
Coding region: 375-1199 (274 amino acids)
Biological process (GO): cristae formation
Cellular component (GO): MICOS complex
Source: RefSeq, a predicted model, not a curated record
CCCCAGAGGCGAACUUCUGAAUGGGGGUCACAGGGUGUGCAGGACUGACCAGACAGCUGAGGACGGUGUCUGACAGAGCUGCCGCAACACCUCCCGUCCCGCAGGGCUCCUCUCAGCCCCUCAGCUCCCGUCUCGCUCCCGGCGCUGAGGGAACGGCAGAACUCGGCUCCCGCUCCUUCCCCUCAGGCUGCCCGUGUCACACCCGGACCCUUACGGGACACCCACGGGGGACAACCGAAGUUCCCCGCCACCCCAAACUCUCUCCCGGUUCCGCUUUUCCCCUCAGGACCGUCCCGCCCCCAGCCCCGCCUCGCCUCGGCCCUUCCCGCCCGCCGUAGGCACCCGCGGGAUCGCCGUGCGGGGCUCUCGCUAAGAUGGCGGCCAAGGUGGCAAAGCUGGCAGCUGUUUCUGCUGGGCUGCCAUUUGCAUGUUUAACUGUACAUGCAGCCACAGAAAGGGAAUCAAAAGGUCAGUUGUUGAAGCCAAAUCAGCUUCCAAUUUACUGCUCACCACCUCUGAAAUCCAAAUAUGUUGAAGAACAGCCUGGUCACUUGCAGAAGCAAUUUUCUGCAGUAAGACAGACAACUGGCCACUAUUUUGGAUGGUGUAGGGAUGCUUAUGUCUUUGUUAAAAAUGGAAUAAAGGAUUCAAUUCAAUUUGGGAAAGAUGCUUAUGUUUACCUGAAGAAUCCACCACCAGAAUUUCUUCCCAAAGUUGGUGUAAUUACAGUGGCAGGCUUAGCUGGCAUGGUGCUGGCAAGAAAAGAUUCAAGAUUUAAGAAAAUUGUUUAUCCACUGGGGCUUACUACUUUAGGAAUUUCUGUUUGUUACCCAGCUCAAGCAGUGGUAAUUGCCAAGGUAACAGGGAAGAAGUUGUUUUCUGCAAGCCAUCAAACCUACGAGGCUGUGCGAUCACUGUGGGCAAACCAGGGAGAGGUCUCCAAGCAGCAGCAGGAGUCAAAGUCAGUUACGCAAGAAGAGAAGAAGAAAAAAGAAGUUUCUAGCACAAAACCUGAGUCUGCUGUUGAGUCAAGACCAUUUAACAGAACAGAAUCUUCUCCAGUAGAGUCUUGGAGUAAUAAAGAUCCAGUGCCUUCAUCAGGAACAGUGAAGAAACCAAAAUUUAAGCCUGAUCCAAAACUCAUGGACCACGGUCAGUCCAGCCCAGAAGAUGUGGACAUGUACAGUACUAGAAGCUAAGACAAAUCUGCUACCAAAUCUCCAAAGUAUUACAGAUAAGGGGGGGAAGAAGGGAAGGAACAAUCCUUACAAUAUAUAUAUGCAGUGAGGUAUAAUUUAAUCAGGUAUUUUCUUCUAUCUCCAUUUGUAUUGUUGCCUUACAUGAUUCUGUUGUGUGAAGCUUUUGUUUCUCCACUACCUGUAGGCAGUGAGGAUUCAAUCAUUGUCAGUGUCAUUAAUGAGACACUGAGAAAAUGAGAGUUGUCAGUGUCUUCUCACAGUGAGACUUCUCUGUGCCAAGCUCACUAAUAAAUGUCACUUCACAAAGGAGAUUUGAAAAUGUAAACCUCUGUACUUGGGUUCAGAUGUUCAUUGAUCUGAAGGAGUAAUGUGAUGGGUUUGCAGAGGCUUCUGGGUCUUUUUUCUCUGAGCUCUGGAAAGAAGGGCAACUUCUUAUUUGGGUCAGAGUACCCUUAAAAAUUGGUUGUUACAUCAUGAAAAUAGUAGUAUCUUUAAUGCUUGUAUAAACAAGUCACUUUUUUUUAACUGCAAAAUCACUUGUCAUUUGCCUCUCUCACAGAGGUGAGUGUAGACAGCUGCUUGUCCUGCUUGCCUCUUGUGUACUGAAAUAUCACUGAGGUUAGAAAAACACAUGCAGCUAAUCUCUAGAACAUCUUUUGUUGACUAUGCAUUAGUUUGCAACUACUGAUACUUUAAAGAACUUCAGAUUGCUUAAUGCAGGAAACUGAAACUGUUUGAAUUUAUAAAGAAUGCAUUAGGAAUGUUUAGGAAGUUGGAAACCUGUAGUUUUGAGGUUUAAAGUGCUGACAGAUACUGAAAAUGCAGAAGUAAUAGCCAGCCAAGUUUUUCUUCCUAGAAGUUUGCAAUGCACAUGGAUCUCAGCAGGAUUUCUGUGAAAUCCUGUCUUUUUCCAUAAGAAUGAAGUUAGAAAUUGAUAAGGUUUCCUGAGAUGAAACUUUUUUAACACUACUUUUAUCAUUGUGUGUAUCACUCAGCUUUUCUGUUCACCCUCCUUUUCUCUGCAACACUCAUGUAAGGGCUGGAAUAGAUCUGGUGGUUUUCUUGGAACAAAGUGCAACUCUUCAUUAGUACACAAUGAUAACCAGCCCAGUGCCUGGAGAUAAUCUCAUCUGUAUCUUCUGUGACACUUCUCUAAUACAUAAACUGCAAAAGGAUGCUGUGCUGGUGGUUUGUCCUUUGAUCUGUUGAAUUCUGUUAUCUUUAAAUGACUGAAAAGAUGUGCCUGGCUGGAAAGUUGAGGAGGGAAGCAAGAACAAACUGUACAGAUAGUUUGCUUGGAAGACUUCAACCUGAAAAGAAAUGCCACUUCCUCUGGAUGUAUUCUCAGCACUGAGAUACAAAGGAAUAUUUGCUCCUGUUCUCUGUAAGAAGAGAUUUCAGAAACUGAUUUCUUCUCCUAAGGCUGUUAAUGACGAGGAGGAGUUGUGAGGAGAUAGAGCACAGUGGAAUGGGCACAAGGCAGAAAGGAUGAAUGAGCAAAAGAGUUAAGUAAGACUUUUAUGCUGGUUCAGAAACAGAGAAGUAUUGAUAUUUUGGAACCAGAGUUUCAGGCAAAGUAUUGGACUGGGAGUCCAAUGGAAGGUGAAGUAAAUGUGGAGUUUAAAGAAGAAUUCUAUUAGUCAGACUUGCAUGGGACAGCUGAGCUGAUGUGAUGGGUUUUGUUUCUUUAAUCAUUUCUUAAGGCCCAGGAAACUGUCAGAAUUCAGGCAGCAGUCAGAUUAUAUUAUUAUCUUCACAGGGCUCCUAGACAAAGCACAUUUAGUGUUCCACCACUGAGAGGAGCAGAAAAAUUAGAUGGCUGGGCUUCUUAUCCCUUUUCCAGGGAAACAGAUGAAGGCAUAAGGCAGGAAGUGGAAAUGGUGGAGAAAUGAUCAUUCUCAAGUGCAAGAGUGGAUGGCAGAAAUUGUACAGUCUCUCUCCCUUUGAUCAGAUUCUGGAUAAAAUACACAAAGGAAGAUCCAUCUGCUCUACUCCUAGAUUCUGUUUCAAUUCUAACUUAAGACCUUUGAGUGACAGACUACCAUGGCAAGUCACCAAGAAAGGUAAGGUGAUGCAGGCUUGCAUGGAUUGUGUAGGGAUUUACUGUGGUGACAUUUUUCAGCACAGAGUGGAAAACCCUGUACAGAAAUUACUCUUCUGGGAGCAGGGAGAGAAGCUGCCUUGGAGAGCUGCCAAGGAAGCAGCAAUGUCUGCCCUUUCCAGACAAGAGUAGGCCCUCAAGAUUGGCCUCUGCCUCUGGUGCCAACACAGAGACUGCUCCUGUCCAAACUUCACAAGCAUUAACACUCCAGGCUCAUUUUCCAAAUGGAAGUGUCUGCCCUGCAAACAUCCACUGGACUCCUUGGUGGUCAGGCAGCCAAAACCUGGAUGUUGUCAUUGUCUGAGGAGUUUCAUUGUCAAAUCUAAAAAGUUUCCUGUCCUCUUCAGAUCAGACAUCUGAACCUCUGUUUUAUAUAAUGCUCUAUACAUGUUCUAGAAAACUACAAGGAACUGUACCCACAUCUCUGUAUUUAUGAUUUACACUAAAGGUGCUAUGCAAUGGCUUUUAAAAAGCAGACUCAAUUUGUCAUUGUGCCAUGCAGUGAGACCUCAUUUAAAAUACUUGUGCCUGACUUUAUCUCUGUAAGAUUUCAGACCCAGUAUGCAAACAUAUUGUUAAAAACUGGAAAGUCACCAUAAGUACACAGGAAAAGUAGCAUUGCAAGACAUGGUUUUGUUAAUGUAUAGUGAAAGACUUUGAAAUGCCUCUCAAAUGUAUCAUUAAGAGCCACUUACAGGUUUCUCUCAUCAUGCAAUAAUAUGGUAAGAUAAAAAAAGUAAGAAUGUAUAACUGUAAUUUUUGUAUGAUGUAAGUUAAAUACUUGUGAAAAAUCCAAUGUCUUAAAGAACUGGGUCACAAUAUUAUAUUUUAUAAGAUAUAAAUAGUUUUUAUUUAGUGCAUGUGUUUUUUAUUUAUGAUGGGUUGCACUCAACAUACAGAUAUUAUGAACUUGAUACUAUUUUUUUGUUUACAUAAAACUGUGAUACUUUAUUUUGUCAUAUUGUUUUGAAGCACCUGAAAAUAAAGGGUGACAAGAUCCUUUUUAAAUAUUAAGUUUAACUUUGGUAUGUUGUCUCAUCUGUAGGGCAGAUUGUCAAUUCCUUUCCUUUGAAGCAGACUUUAAAAGUUAGUUUCACCAGGAAACUGUUUCCUGUUUUACCAGGACUGUCUGUUUCACCAGGACUGGGGGAAAAUACUUCACCCCUGGAGCACUGAAUCACAUGUCUGGAAGAAAUCAUCAAAGUAAUGCUCAGGAUUCACUUGUUUAUGCAUCUUAAAUUUUGAGAGGUGCUUCUGUUUUCUUCUUUUGGUAAUUUCUAAGGAAUACUGUAGCUCAGAGCUUGGGGAAAAGGCUUUUAUCACACCAGAGAAGUGGCUCAUUGUUAAAAGAACAAGGCAACAAAUAGCAAAUACAUUUAUUUACCUAUAAUAAUAAUCUUCCAGGUAAAGUAAUAUGCUAACCCAAGGGUCAUAAAUAAUGUAAUACCUGAUGUAACCUACAGUAUAACUAUUU